This is a messenger RNA of Arabis nemorensis, 1557 nucleotides long. The record is from the annotation of a GenBank genome assembly. NCBI's taxonomy places the organism in Eukaryota, Viridiplantae, Streptophyta, Magnoliopsida, Brassicales, Brassicaceae.
AUGGGAGCAAUUGAUCUCUCUUUCUCACAGAGUCUCCUCUUAUCUCCGUCGCGUGCCAAUACUACCUACUCCAGCCACCGUUCCGUCUCAUUUCUCCCGCCGGGAAGCAAACCACGGUGUCUCCCGCCGUUGCGUUCAAUGAGCCAUGACGACGACGACACUGCCUCAAAGGAAGCGAAGCUUUGGGGUGGAAGGUUCGAGGAGAGUGUCACAGAGAAAGUCGAGAAGUUCACCGAAUCAAUUUCAUUCGAUAAAGUUCUUUACAAGCAAGACAUUAUGGGUAGCAAAGCCCACGCUACAAUGCUAGCUCACCAGGGGCUUAUAAUUGAUAGCGACAAGGAUAGCAUUUUGAGAGGUCUUGAUGAUAUCGAGAGACAGAUUGAAUCUGAUAAAUUUGAAUGGAGGACUGAUAGAGAAGAUGUGCACAUGAACAUUGAAGCAGCUCUUACUGAUCUAAUUGGUGAACCUGCGAAGAAACUUCACACAGCACGGAGCAGAAAUGACCAAGUUGCUACUGAUUUCAGGCUUUGGUGUCGUGAUGCUAUCGAUUCGAUUAUUGUCAAAAUCAAGAAUCUUCAGACAGCAAUGGUUGCAUUGGCUUUGAAGAAUGAGGCUUUGAUAGUCCCUGGUUAUACUCAUCUUCAAAGGGCUCAGCCUGUUUUACUUCCACAUGUCCUCUUAACUUAUGUUGAGCAGCUCGAACGUGAUGCUGGUCGUUAUAUUGACUGUCGUGAGAGGCUAAAUGUCUGUCCUUUAGGAGCUUGUGCUUUGGCUGGAACUGGUCUACCUAUCGAUAGGUUUAUGACUGCAAGUGCUCUUGGAUUUACCGAACCAAUGAGAAACAGCAUCGAUGCUGUUUCAGACCGAGAUUUCGUGUUGGAGUUCUUAUAUGCAAAUUCCAACACAGCCAUUCAUCUUUCACGCCUUGGAGAAGAGUGGGUACUCUGGGCCUCGGAGGAGUUUGGUUUCAUGACUCCAAGCGAUUCUGUGUCAACCGGAAGCAGUAUAAUGCCACAGAAGAAGAAUCCAGACCCAAUGGAGCUUGUCAGAGGAAAAUCUGCUAGAGUCAUAGGCGAUCUGGUCACUGUCCUAACACUGUGCAAGGGACUUCCACUUGCUUACAACCGAGAUUUUCAAGAAGAUAAAGAACCGAUGUUCGAUAGUACAAAGACAAUAAUGGGGAUGAUCGAUGUUUCUGCAGAAUUUGCCCAAAAUGUUACAUUCAACGAAGAGAGAAUCAACAAAAGUCUUCCUGCUGGACACCUUGAUGCUACUACUCUCGCCGAUUACCUUGUGAAAAAGGGGAUGCCUUUUAGGUCAUCUCAUGACGUAGUUGGGAAACUAGUUGGAGUAUGCGUCUCAAGAGGCUGCGAACUUCAGAACCUAAGUCUUGGAGAGAUGAAAAAGCUGAGCCCUGUGUUUGAAGAAGAUGUGUUUGGAUAUUUGGGCGUCGAAAAUUCAGUCAAUAAGUUCAGUUCCUACGGGUCAACUGGAUCGAACUGCGUUGCUGAGCAACUUGGCUACUGGGUCAAGAAGCUGAACAUUACUACCACCUGA